Messenger RNA from Heterobasidion irregulare TC 32-1, 1704 nucleotides. Its product is annotated as amino acid transporter. Gene Ontology annotation, cellular component: membrane. The coding region runs from base 1 to 1581 and encodes 526 amino acids. Gene Ontology annotation, molecular function: transmembrane transporter activity. The transcript is spliced from 20 exons. The record is from RefSeq and is a predicted model, not a curated record. Lineage: Eukaryota; Fungi; Basidiomycota; Agaricomycetes; Russulales; Bondarzewiaceae. Gene Ontology annotation, biological process: transmembrane transport.
AUGUCCAAGGAAGCAACAGAAGGGGCCAACGAUGACCAGGAGCUCGAAAGACUGGGCUAUGUCCCGUCUUUCAAGCGGGAGUUCUCCAACUUAGCCACGAUCAGUUUUGCGUUCUCUAUCAUGGGUCUCUGUUCUAGUGUUGCAGUCACUUUUAACACCCCUUUGACGCUCGGAGGUCCAUCAUCCGUCACAUGGUGCUGGAUCUUGGGUGCCGUAAUGUGCUUUACGCUCGGCUCGAGUAUUGCGGAGAUUGUCAGCGCAUUUCCCACAUGCGGCGGACUUUAUACUGCGUCAGCGCAACUCGUGCCUGUGAGGCAUCGAGCCAGAGUAGGCUGGGUGGUUGGCUGGCUGAACAUCCUCGGGCAAACUGCCGGAGUGUCCUCAACCGAAUUUGGACUUUCGGGUAUGAUAUGGGCAGCUGUAGUGGUAUCAAAGCCUUUCGUGCAGGGCAUGCAAGUUGGGCUCUUCGUCGGCUUGUUGGCAAUACAUGGUCUGCUUAACUGCUUGCCCACACGUUACCUCGCCCGUUUCACGAAGGGUUUCGUGUUUUGCAACUUAGGCGCUACAAUCGUGAUCAUCAUCGUUCUUCUUGCAACAACACCUCGAUCUGAGAUGCAUUCCGCAUCGUACGUCUUUGGAUCUGAGGGUAUCGUAAACCAAACGGGAGGUUGGAAUAAUGGACUCGCUUUCUUGUUUGGUUUAUUGAGCGUGCAGUGGACGAUGACCGACUAUGAUGCUACUGCUCAUAUUUCAGAGGAAGUCCAACGUGCAGCUUACGCCGCCCCAGCAGCCAUUUUCAUUGCCGUCAUUGGCACAGGACUUCUUGGAUGGAUCUUCAAUAUCGUUCUUGUGCUAUGCUCUGGUCCCUUGGAGAACCUGCCCGGGCCAAGUGGGAGUGCAGUUCUGCAGAUCAUGGCAGAUAGAAUGGGAAAGCCAGCAGCGAUCUUCCUCUGGGCCUUCGUCUGCCUGACCGCCUUCUUCGUCGUGCAAACUGCUCUCCAGGCCAAUUCCCGCACCGUCUACGCUUUCAGCCGAGAUGAUGGGCUGCCGGAUCGCCAGUACUUUGCGCACAACAGCAUUCGCACGUCUACUCCUAUUCGUGCGAUCUGGUUGUCCACGUUCAUCGCCGUCCUUCCUGGUCUGCUGGACUUCGCAAGCCCCAUCGCCGCGAACGCCGUUUUCUCGUUGACGGCCAUGGCCCUCGACCUGUCCUAUAUCAUACCCAUCUUUUUGCGGAGGGUAUAUGAGAAGCACCCUGAAGUCCACUUCAAGCCCGGCCCAUUCUAUAUGGGAGACGGAUUACUUGGCUGGGCGUGCAAUAUAGCGUGCAUUUCCUGGACAUUGUUCGUAUGCGUCGUGUUUUCUUUACCAACAAUCCGUCCCGUGACAGCGCAGAACAUGAACUACGCUUCCGUCAUCACCGUCGGCGUGGUUGCCUUGUCCUUGGUUUGGUACAUCCUUGGGGGCCAUGUCCAUUAUAAAGGCCCGAUCUCCAACAUAGACCAUGACCUGGAUGAUGACGGGGUUGAACAGGUUAUUGAAAAUAUAGGCCGGAAGCAAAGCAUGGAGAGUAAGGCGUAGGAUCCACCCGUAUCCGCUGUGCUCGUGCCUUUACUCCCUCUCAUUGGUUUCUGUACUUCAUGUUUUCUCUCUGUACUCUUUAGCCCUGUAUAUAUAUGUUGUCUAGAACUUACCUAUCGAUCC